CCUGAACUCAACAACAAGCCCUCUCAGGCUGGCCCAUUACAGCCAGUUGUUCUUUUCUUUUUCCUUUCCCUCUUUUUUGAGAGUCCUGUUUUUUCUCUCCCUGUCCCUGCCAGUCACAGCGUGAGUGGGUGUGUCGACGCGGGCCAGUGUAGCCUAGUUGCUGCUUGUGCGCACUCUGAAAACGAGGAAAAAGUUGAUGAUGAGUUUAGUGUGAUAGCGGCCCGCCUCUGAGCAGGCUAACCGUCCAGGAAUGGCAGUUUGGACCAGAGCGGACAAAAACGGUCAAUUGGACCUUCUGCUCCGCGACCGCUGGAUUCGAGUGGCCGCCGAACUCACUCGUGAAACGCUGACUUUAACGGCCGAAACGGACGUAACCGGACAGGGGAGCAAUCAUUGGGACUACAACAACUCUUCGGCGGGCCUGCGAAAUGGCAUGUCGAACGGAAAUGACCCGGGAUCGAGUCCGGGGAUCCCUAGCCGCGGUCCCUCCGCGGGUCAAGACCAACUCCAGAGCCAGAACCACGCGGGUCGGGGGCACAGAGCCAGUCCGGGGCGCGGUGUUGUCAGCCGGGGUCAAUAUGACGGCAACUAUGGUCUAAACAGCUCUGGGAAGUACCCGAAUAACGGCACAAACUCCGACUUUGGAAGUCCCAGCUCGAGCUACGGCAGUCCCGGGUCCAGCUUCGGGUCGAGACAGGGCGACUUCCCCGUUAGCCUUGACGGUUCUUCGGAAGCUGUGCGGAAAGUCCGAGUUGUCAAACAGGAGUCUGGCGGGCUGGGGAUAAGUAUAAAGGGGGGGCGCGAGAACCGGAUGCCCAUCCUCAUCUCCAAGAUCUUCCCGGGGCUCGCUGCCGACCAGAGUCGGGCUCUCCGAGUGGGUGACGCGAUCCUGUCGGUGAACGGGAACGACCUCCGGGAGGCAACGCACGACCUUGCGGUCCAGGCGCUGAAGAAGGCAGGGAAAGAAGUGACGCUGGAGGUAAAGUAUAUCCGUGAGGUUUCUCCGCUCUUCAAGAAGCCGUCCCUGGUGGCUGACUUGCCGUGGGACGGUGUCCGCCCGCAGUCACCCAGCUACAGUGGCAGUGAGGAUUCGGGGUCGCCCAAACACAGCAGCUCCUCCUCGUCCAAAGACAGAAAGGUCAUCAGCCUGAGGAUGUGCUUCAUCAGCAGGAACCUUACCAUGCCAGAUCUGGAGAACAGACUGCUGGAGCUCCAUUCCCCAGAUGGCCAGCACACAGUUGUUCUGCGCUGUAAAGACGGCCCUACUGCCAACUCCUGGUUCACUGCCAUCCACACCAACAUUGCCGCCCUGCUGCCACAGACCCUGGCUCACAUCAACGCCUACCUAGGGGCCUCACCCUUGACCUCCACACAUCCCCACCUCAAACACAUCGGGUGGUUGGCUGAACAGGUCCAGCUGGAAGGUGGACGACAGCAGUACAGGCCACUGGUCAUGGCGCUGACGGAGAAGGAUAUCCUGCUGUUUGAAUCAGUACCGUGGAACAGAGAGUCCUGGUCCAUGCCUCUGCUUACACACCCAUUGCUAGCUACCAGACUGGUUCAUUCUGGCAGUGCGAAGGGAUCUCCCUCCCAGGGGUCAGACCUCGUGUUUGCCACUCGGACGGGCACAGGGCGGGGUAUCGAGUCCCACGUCUUUCGAGUGGAGACCCACUGGGAUCUGUCUUCAUGGACACGAGCUCUUGUGCAAGGGGCACACGCUGCUGCUGAACUCAUCAAAGAAGUCUCUAUUGGUUGCACGUUGAAUAGGCAGGAUGUUCGACUGACACUGCACUACGAGAAGGGCUUCACUGUGACGAGAGAGCCAGCCGACCCAGCCGGUGGCGCCGUGCUAUACAGAUACCCCUACGAGAAGCUCAAAAUGUCCGCUGACGAUGGAAUACGCAACCUUUACCUUGACUUUGGGGGUCCAGAGGGAGAAAUGGUAUUUGACCUCCACUCUGGUCCAAAGCCAGUGGUGUUUGUCCUCCACUCCUUUUUGUCAGCCAAGCUCACUCGCAUGGGCCUGUUGACGUGAAGCAACCAACAACAGCAGUCUGGAUCAGGGGGCGGGCCCAGGCACAGUGGGGAGGGGAGAGAGAUGCCCCUAAAUUGCUGAUAAUGGGGGUAAAAGGACCAGUGUGUAGGAUUUAGGGGGAUCUAUUGGCAGAAAUGGAAUAUAAUAUUCAUAAUUAUGUUUUCAUUAGUGUAUAAUGACCUGAAACUAAGAAUUGUUGUGUUUUCGUUAGCUUAGAAUGAGCCCUUCAUAUCUACAUAGGGAGCGGGUCCUCUUCCAUAGAGCCCGCCAUAUUUCUACAUUAGACCAGAACGGACAAACCAAAAACUGGUCUAGAGAGUGCCCUUGGCAUUUUUACGUUACCUGAAGGCCACCGUAGCUUCUCCUACAUGCUCGGAAAGGGAGGGGUGAGGGGCGGGGUAUGCAGUUGGUUGCAAUCUGCAACCUCACCGCUAGAUGCCACUAAAUUGUACACACUGGUCCUUCAGCUUUUUAUUUUAAUUUUAUUUUUUUCCAGUUUCUCCAUUUUAGAGCUGAAGUUAGGCCUGAGAUGGCACUGCAGGGAAGAUUUAACCCAAGAGUUGUAUUGUUGAUUGUCUCAAAAAUGUGCCAUCUCUUCCAGCCUCUCCUUGGCCUCUUGCAGUCAUUUGUAUUGCAAGAGUAGGUAAGAGGAGUUGGCACUUUGCUUGAAGUCAGUUAUAAUAUAUAUGGAAAAAAUAGCUAUUAACAAUCUCAUAACAUUCCAUGUGAUAGCAUAUUAAAUUUCAUUAUAAUUAUCUUUUCUUUUUUUUUUUGGAUUAAAAAAAAGACACUAAAAUGCUGUGAUGUGCUUAUGAGAUUACAUCACUAGUGCACUUCAAGCAAAGUGUUACUAGAAGGAUAGGAAGGAUUUUUUAGACAAUUAACACACAGCCAAGCACAGAUUGGUAAAUGCUUCCUGUCUUUACUCUUUGCCUAUCAUUCCACGACAGCCUUCUAAUGUACUUUGGGCUAUUUUUAAUGUAUUUUUGUUUGUAUUUGUGUUGACAUGUGGGUGCUGUUUUAGAGUCAAAAUGCAGUUAAUUUAGCAGAGAUUGUGUGAAUGAAGAAAGAUGUGUCUCUGUGUCUACUACGUGUUGCUGUUGGCUUGAUAGUGUGCCUGCUGUCUGACAGACUCACCUUUUAGCACAUUAUCCCAAACUACUGUUGUAAUCAGGAUUGCCAACUGUGCCUUUUUACAUGUAGUCAAAGACACUCUUUGUAAUUUUUCCUUUUAUUUCACACAAUGAGAGAAUUUAAAGCUUUUGACAUGCACAAGCAAUAGUAUUACUCUUAGAGUGUAAACAAUAUUACUUUGUUUUUAUGUUAUUUGUUUUUUUUAACUGUAUCUCUUGAUAGCAUGACUUCCUGACAUUGAACUCUGUAUGAGAAGAUGAUAUAUGACAUGACCGUGUGUUACCUCCUUCACCUACACUACCAUGUUGUCUCCGUCUCAAUGUCGCUAUCAUCUCAUUCCACUUUUCUUGAGAUUACUCAUCUCUUGUCACCAAUCUAUAGCAUGACUUCUCUGGCCAAGGAAUGUUUAACAGGUUUGUUUCAAGGUGGGCCAUCACAUGACAGUGGUACCAGUGUAUUUUAAUAAUCUAAACUGUAACAGUCAAUGUAUUUAUAAUAUGUAAAAAGAGAUAAAAUAAUAGAAAAUAGGCUGAAAUGGAAACAAAAGAAAACCAAACUUUAGCAGGAAAGAAAUUCUGCUGCAUGUAGACAAGGUACGUCAAAGAAAACAUAAGAAAAAUGUAAUGCUAGUCAUAUUCUUGCUGUUUAAGUCCCUGAGAAAAGCAAAAAAAAGACAAAAAUGUUGUCAAAUGUUCAAAUAGAAUGCACAUAGUAGGCUAAAAGUGCACUAUUUUGAAUUAUAUCUGUUGCUUACAUAUUAUUUAUUAUGACCAAUGAUGUAACUCAUUCCAGUUGUCUCAAAAGGUGUUUGCUAAGAGCUGUCUCUGUAAUGAAACCAUCUAUGGACCAACUUAAGAGACCCUCGGAGCCGUCUUAGAUUUAAGAGUAUUUUAAAUCUGCUAAGUUUGAAACGUGAGGGAUUUUUGGUUUUAUCUGUCACUUAAGCCCAAAAUUUCCCAUUCAGCAGUUUGAUAUGGACCUUGGUGUACACCGAUGUUGUCUGUUUCCAGUGAGACAGUGAGAUGCAGUUGAAAAUAGUUGAAAACUCUAAAAAAAAAAAAAGUAAAUGGACCAAGAGUUAAGGUUAUUUAGCAAACUGCUAUCCUCAA
Molecule: messenger RNA, 4278 nt
Organism: Xiphias gladius (swordfish)
Lineage: Eukaryota; Metazoa; Chordata; Actinopteri; Istiophoriformes; Xiphiidae
Gene: sntb2
Product: syntrophin, beta 2
Exons: 7
Coding region: 251-2035 (594 amino acids)
Cellular component (GO): synapse; dystrophin-associated glycoprotein complex; intracellular anatomical structure
Molecular function (GO): protein binding; structural molecule activity
Source: RefSeq, a predicted model, not a curated record